Molecule: messenger RNA, 1519 nt
Organism: Megalobrama amblycephala (Wuchang bream)
Lineage: Eukaryota; Metazoa; Chordata; Actinopteri; Cypriniformes; Xenocyprididae
Exons: 17
Coding region: 415-1500 (361 amino acids)
Source: RefSeq, a predicted model, not a curated record
CUAUAGACUUCUGUCUUCAUUUAAAUUCUUACUCGCGUGCCAGGCCCGCGAAACCUGCCGGCGGGCAUAUAUAAGCUGGGGUCUUGUGACCACCGCGCGCAGAGCACGGUACCUUGUGAGAGGAAAUCCCAUCCUGCGAGUUUUUCUCAGUGUCGAUUGUCGUCUGAUUAUUCAGUUAAAUACACCCAAAGGCUCUUUUAAGAGCCCAGCACAGAACGUUUUUGGCUUUUGUCAAUUGUCGUCUGAUUAUUCAGUUAAAUACACCCAAAGGCUCUUUUAAGAGCCCAGCACAGAACGUUUUUGGCUUUCAGCUACGCAAGUCAUCUUAGACUUUCAGUCUCUUGACCCAUCAGUGCCAAAGCUUCAGCAAGCACUGUGUGCUCAGCUGCUCUGGUCUCCAUAGUUCAGGGAAAGAUGGACACAAAAAAAUAUGCAGUGGUGGAAUUUACAGAGGACAGUGCAGUGGAACUAGUCCCAACCUCGUGGUUGGAAGAGACCAAAGAGGGAACGUUCUGUUACUGGACAUUUGGAAACAUAAGGCAGCUUGUAAAAAACUGCACAAUGCCAGACAAAGGAAAGUGGAGGCGGUGUCUAAUAAAAAAAAUCUGGCUAAGAACAGACUCAUACACCAAAGGUGUCCAGAAAUGCCGGCGUGUUGUGGAGACCUCAAAUAUUGAAACAGAGGAAAGCUCCACAACGGAAAAAAAGAGGGCACACAAAAAGCCAACAAGAUAUCUGUCUGAAACAGAUUCCUCCUCAGAUGAUGAUAGCAGAGUUUUCCCAACUGAGAAUAAAACCCUUUCAAAACCUCUUCCACCCAAAUAUAAGCCAUUCUCCAAUUUUCAGCCUCUGGACAAUGCAGAAGCAUCACCGCCAGCAUCCCGGCUAUCGUGUAUGGCACAACCCCUUCAAGCUGCCUCACAGCUCCUCUUAGAAGAGCCCCAGUGUUCUUCAGAAGCAGCAACAAAGAACUAUCGCACAAAAGUCUUGCAAAAACUGCAAGACAUUGCAGAAACCCAGCAAGACAUCUUAGCGAUGCAAAGAAGCAUACUGGCUGCUGUUGCUGGGACGGUGACAGUGACUGAGGAAGGGGGGGACAUCCUGGAAAAUGGACCAUGCCAGACUGUGGAUGAGCUGGAUACACUAAACACAGAACUGGGAAAUAAGGACAAAAGGACCAAGCUGGUGGGGCCAACAUUUGGGCGCACAUUUAUGACAGGUUACCUGUCAUCAAAAGGCAUACAUGCAGGUGAAGUUAGGGUUGGAAAAGCGCUUCGACAGGUUCAUCAACCAUAUAAUGAAUUGCGACAUAAGGGUGUACGCAAUCUGAAUCCAGUGCCCUACCAUGCAGAAUACAUGGAACAUAAACUACAUUUGGACAAAAAUGAGAAGCUGGUGAUGUUUGGAGUGACACAUGUUGUAGCAGUGGAUGGCUUCAGCAGCCAAAUAGUGGCUCAUAACACCAUGCCUGUUAAAAACAAUCAGAAAGUUUACAGGUAAAUACAAGCCCCACUAACAU